AUGAAUGUUACCACAAGUUAGGAAGUGAGAUUUCAUCAUAUAUACCUUGAAGUUCCACUUCAGUUCAUUGCUUAUUUGCUCAAAGAUGGCUUCAACUGGAUCCACUAAAUCACAUGCAGUAUUCCUUCCAUUCCCAUCACAAGGCCAUAUUAACCCCAUGAUGCAACUGGCUAAGCUAUUGCACUCAAGAGGCUUCCAUAUAACCUUUGUCAACUCCGAGUACAACCAUAGGCGAUUCAUCCGGUCUAGAGGUGAAGAAGCCAUUAAGGGUCUGCCGGAUUUCCGGUUCGAAACCAUUCCCGAUGGGCUGCCACCUUCUGAUUCUGAUGCAACUCAGUCCAUUCCAGCAGUAUGCCAUUCACAAAGAACUUGUUUGGCUCCAUUCUUGGAACUACUAUCUAAGUUGAAUUCUUCACCCGAAUCGCCCCCCGUUACUUGCAUAGUUUAUGAUGGAAUCAUGAAUUUUGGAACCAAAGCUGCUCAAGUCAUUAGGGUGCCUUAUGUUGUACUCUGGACUUCUUCACCUGUUAGCCUUCUGGGAUAUCUUCAGUACAAAGAACUUAUUCAAAGAGGCAUCGUUCCAUUCAAAGAUGAAGACUACCUUAGCGAUGGAACACUUGAGAUGCCGAUUGAUAUCCCUGGUAUGCCUAUUAUGCGCCUCAAGGAUAUUCCAAGCUUUAUAAGAACGACCGAUCCCAACGACAUCAUGUUGAAUUUCAUCAUGGAAGCGUCACAAGAAUGCUUAAAAUCUUCAAUAAUCUUAAACACUUUCGAUGAGUUCGACAAAGAAGUGCUACGAGUUCUUGCAGACAAAUCCCCCAAUGUUUACGCAAUUGGUCCGCUUGCCUCUCUCAGUAGGAACAUUAACACACCCGGAAUCCAACACGACCGAUUAUAUUCAAGCCUAUGGAAGGAAGACACAAGCUGCAUCGAAUGGCUUAACACGAAGGAACCCAACUCAGUGGUGUAUGUGAAUUAUGGGAGUAUAACAGUGAUGUCAAAUCAUCAUCUAAAAGAAUUUGCUUGGGGACUCGCAAACAGCAAGUAUCCGUUUCUAUGGAUAGUUAGACCCGACGUCGUAAUCGGUGAGUCGGCUGUUUUACCGGAAGAAUUCACGGAGGAAAUCAAGGGAAGGGGCUUCAUCACAAGCUGGUGUCCCCAACAGCAAGUGCUGUCCCACCCAGCGAUUGGUCUUUUCUUGACACAUUGCGGAUGGAAUUCUUUGUUGGAAGCUGUUACCGAAGGUGUGCCUUUAAUUUGCUGGCCUUUCUUCGCUGAUCAACAGACGAAUUGUCGAUAUUCGUGUACCACGUGGGGUAUUGCCAUGGAAAUCAACCCUGACGUAAAGCGUAACGAUGUGGAGACACUUGUUAGGGAGAUGAUGGAAGGUGAUAAUGGGAAAAUGAAAAGGAAAAAGGCCAUGAAAUGGAAGACUAAAGCUGAAGCUGCCGUAAGUACUGGAGGAUAUUCCCUUAUCAACUUUGAUCGAAUGAUCAAGGAGACCCUACGUCACGGUUGAUUCGAUCAAGGAGACCCAACUCACGGUUGAGCAGCAAGGUUCGACUACGUUUUCUGAACUUUGAAGUAAAUACUUUAUUAGAGAUUUAUUUAAUGUAUUUAUUAUAAGGGGUAAACUAUACCAUUCAUCACUCAAUUUUAC
Molecule: messenger RNA, 1660 nt
Organism: Hibiscus syriacus
Lineage: Eukaryota; Viridiplantae; Streptophyta; Magnoliopsida; Malvales; Malvaceae
Product: linamarin synthase 2-like
Exons: 2
Coding region: 86-1519 (477 amino acids)
Molecular function (GO): UDP-glycosyltransferase activity
Source: RefSeq, a predicted model, not a curated record